This is a messenger RNA of Mizuhopecten yessoensis (Yesso scallop), 1318 nucleotides long. RefSeq names its product calmodulin-like. Gene Ontology annotation, molecular function: enzyme regulator activity; calcium ion binding. The coding region runs from base 257 to 859 and encodes 200 amino acids. The transcript is spliced from 5 exons. Lineage: Eukaryota; Metazoa; Mollusca; Bivalvia; Pectinida; Pectinidae. The record is from RefSeq and is a predicted model, not a curated record.
UCAUGUUGUUAAGUUUAUCGCAUGUUUGAAGAGGAUCGAUUAGGACUUAGUGGCUAUAUUUAUCGCAGAUAAAUACCGAUUUGAACAACAGUUUUGACCAGCGGUAAGUCCUUAUUUAGACAACCGUGGAGAUAUUGACGCAGCGGACUUGAAAUUGACUGUCCGGCAGAUGGGAGCCACACGAAACCACCAGUAAACAAACUGACCACUGAUGUAAAACAACUGACCGUAGCAUGUUACAGGUGAACAAACAGUCAUGGCUAGUUUAAAUGACCCGGAUGUAGACCAGGACAACGAGGCUCCGGAAUUACCGCCACUUAGCGGGUUUACAACACAGCCGAACCCUAGGAAAAAAUUUAGUCUUAAGCCAGAGGAUGGGGAAAAACCGUCCAGGUCUUUGACGGGCGAUGAGUUGGCAGAGAUCCGCAGAUCAUUCUCGAUUAUAGACGCGAAUGGUGACGGGAAGAUAACUUUGGAGGAACUAAAGAGUGCCGCCUACUGUCUGGGCAUGAACCCCACAGAGGAGGAGGCCCGCGAAAUGCUGGAAGAGGCCGACCUCGACGGUGACGGCUGUAUCGACUUUGAAGAGUAUAAAAACUUGAUGAUGUUCAACUACAUAUCAAUUGACAUGGAAAAAGAGAGUAUGAUCGCCGCCUUCCAGGCGCUUGACAAGAACGGUGACGGGUUCAUCUCCGUUGACGAGCUCAGGAAGGCGCUUAUGUUCAAGGACCCGAGAUUUUACCCCGGAAAUGACGACGAGGCGUUGAUGUCCGUUCUCUUUGAGGCUGAUGCUAACGGCGACGGCAGGAUAGAUUAUAUCGAAUUUGUGACAUCCAAAAUGUGUUCCAAGGUUUUCUAACAUAUUAAAGUUACCGGGGAAAUAAAUGUGCUGGAACACCAACACAAAAUGGCGGAUAUGUUAUGAACCACCGUGAUCCUUCGAGAUGUUUUGACACUGAUGAUAAUGAUCUUCUAUAUCGACAGAUGUGUCAUUUGUCUAGAGAAAGACUGUGUCAGAGCUUGAAAAUAUAAUCAGCUACAAAAAUUCCAGGAUUCACGAAAGAAGACAAUAUUUCCGUUCGGAAAACGUUUCACAUUUCAUAACAUUUCAAUAUUAGCGAAAUUCAAUCGGAAUGUAUGACGUAACUCUGGUGACGAACAUGCCGUAACGUUACUGUGGUGAAGAAACAUGACUAUAUAAUCCACUAAUGUGAUACAAAUAUGGGGAUGCUGAUUAUAUGACGUCAUUCAGCUAAUGUGGACGAAGUAACGUCUUUAUUGAUGCAAAUAAAAUGAUUCACUAUUAUGAUGAAAAUUA